This is a messenger RNA of Aspergillus udagawae, 4200 nucleotides long. RefSeq lists its product as uncharacterized. Lineage: Eukaryota; Fungi; Ascomycota; Eurotiomycetes; Eurotiales; Aspergillaceae. The record is from RefSeq and is a predicted model, not a curated record. The coding region runs from base 1 to 4200 and encodes 1399 amino acids. The transcript has 4 exons. Gene Ontology annotation, biological process: fatty acid beta-oxidation. Gene Ontology annotation, cellular component: mitochondrion. Gene Ontology annotation, molecular function: enoyl-CoA hydratase activity.
AUGGCUAUAUUGGAAGCUUUGCUAACGGACCGCUCCUCCAAAUAUUUUUCACGUCCUACACACCCAACGAAGUGGCAUCGCAAUGGCUUCCUGUGUUCUGCGGGGGUGUUCCGGGAAUACGGUUAUAUCAGCACUGCCGCUUCUUCAGAGAAGGAGCGGCUGAUUGAUGCAAAUGGCGAGGAAGACCGUUGGCAUAACUUGUGGUGUAGGAUCCGAAAUCAGUCUCAAUUGAGCCGAUCGUUUUCGCCCUCCGGCUCGAAUCACCUGUGCGGACGUAAUGAAAGCUCUGGCGAAUCGGACAAUUCACCGUCAAUUGUCAAUGUAAAUUCGCACGAGCACGAUGCUACUUUGACCGAACAUUCCGAAAAGAAAGCGAUGUCUUCUCGAAAGGCCACGAAAGUGAAGGGAACACAGUCUUCUAUUGUGACGCCUACGCAGUAUCUACUCGAUGUUCUCCUUACUUCUGCACGCAUUACCGGAGAUGGACCUGGUCAGACACAGCCUACGAAUCUCAUCGGGAGUGAUUAUGGAAAAUGGCAGAAAGAAGCGCCUCGCAAACAACCGAGAUUAUCGUUGCAGACUAUUCUUGCGGAUUGGAUACGGUUUGUGGAUCCUAUCUUGGGCCGGGUACAUAGAGCACAUGACGAUACCGAAGCGACGCCAGAGCUGGAUGCGGUAUUGCGACGGGCGUUCUCGCCAAAAAUCAUCGAGUAUUUGACGGCACGGCAUUGCAGCCCUAGCGAUGUGUUGCUUUGGUCGUGGAUUCUCCGGAGCAACACCUCUCACGGGGCUGCUCUCCGAAUUUUGAUGGCUGAGUCUGCUGAGGGAGCCAGACCUGGUUCCCAACAUCGGCUCAUACCUCCGUUCAUUCCUCUACUUCUCCUGCGCAGACAAAGCCUCGACGCGAAGACUUUUCGCUUGCUGCUGAUUUAUUCCCUGCACACCAUCACUGGCCGAAAAAUUCCGCCUUUCGACGUCUUCACGCGCGUACAAUACACAGCCCAAGAGCUCGAGGUCAACCUCGAUUCACAACAAACAGAACCCCUCAUAGACCCUACUACGUGUUUCGCGUUCGUUACCCGUCUGCUUCGUCAUGCUCGGGAAGUAUGGCCACAGGCCCAGCUCACCAUCGCGCGUGCCUUCGCAUCCUAUCUGACUCUGCUAAGAAACGACCAAGAGAUUUCGGAGAUCGCCAGACACCGGAGGAACCAGUUCAUGGCUGACAAGUUCAACGCAUGUCUCUGGCUGCUCUCGUUACCUUGCAAAGCAGGCCCGUUCAAAUUCGUUUCUGUACAGCAACAAGCUCAAUUCGAGCUACUCAAGGCUAUGGCAGGACACAAUCCGGUCCUUCCGGUGACGCGGCAGGGCUAUCAAGGUAUCAUUGCUGUGCAAUUGGCCCACAAGAAGACGUCCGCCGAACGGCAAUCGGCAGAACUAAAAGCACCAUCGUGGCCACCGUGGAAGGAAGAAAAGCUUGGAAUCGACUCCCAACGAGGGAAUGAAGGAAUGAAGAGCCGUGCCAUGCGCGUGAUGGCUCAAAUGAGAGAGGCAGGCUACUCUCACACUCGCUGGGAAGAGGUUUCUGGGAUAUUGGCAGGCUGGGACACGGACAAAAGCCCGACGGUUCAAACCAGGGCCUUGAUGCGUCGACCGCAACUGCUACGUGGGCCUGCAGGAAGCAAGCCGGAUCAUCAUGCAGUCUGGGUGGCCCGAAUCCGCGCCACGCGCACGGUGCGGGAGGCCUGGGCUUGUUUUCUGUCAUAUCAAGAUCUAGGCCUACCGCCGCGAGCGAGUAUCUACGUCGCUAUGGCUGAGAAAUUGAUUUUCCGGAGGAAAGCGCUGGAGAAUGACUUCGACCAUAUCAGUCAUUCUUUACCUGGCGAUGGGCUGGAAGUCUUCCCGGAACCUGCUUCCGCCCGCGAUUUGAUUUACGUACACACGGAGCCUCCUACCUUGGAAGAGCUUCUCAAACAGAUGCUUUCCCAGGGUAUUCGUCCAUCCGGGAGAUUUUUGGCUUUGCUUCUGCGAUCUGCGCCAACAUUCAAUUGCGGAUUGGAUUAUCUCAGUUGCAGUGACUUGUCGAACGAACAGAUCCAAGCUUUGUGCACUGUGUGGGAACGUACGUCGGAUUAUGAUGCGUUGGAUUCAAAGGUUUUGGCUGAACUGCCGGACUAUCUCUUCUCGUCUUUCAUAGGCUUUCUUUGCAACUUUUCGAGUCUUGACUCCUUGCACUUGGAACGGCAUGAUAUUCGCACGGCCGAUCUCUUCCCCAUUAUCAUGAGGAAUAUCCAUCCGAACAAGCCGAAAACCUCAACGCUUUUUUCCACUGUUCAUACCUCAGGAGCAAGCAGUACCUUGCAGCAUCCGAAAACCUUGUCGCAUGCGAUCCAGCUGUUGAAACUUCGAAACUCCCGUUUCACACCUCCGUGGAUUCAUCUAUUAACAGCGUUGAGCAAGGAUCGCAUCAGAACGCCAUAUCGCAGGAUGAGCCGCAGUGCACAACGUGUGCUUGCCUGGUAUGAGAUGGUUGAGGUCAUCGGUUGGAUGAAAGAACGUGCAAUUGAGCCUGGUCUGCAGGGGCAUCAGGUCCUUUGCGCCAGCUUCUCAAAGGCUGUGAUGGCAGGUUUGAAACAUCCACAUGCCGCAGAAGAGGGCCUGGCAAUUGUUCAUGAAGCAGCACGGCGAGGGAGCAUCAAACACUCCAAGGUACUGCGUCCCCAUUUUGAGGACAUGGUUCGGAGUGGACUUGCCAUUCUCAAGGAACACUUUGACCAGCUCGUCCUUUCGGAUCCGAGAAAUGCCCCUUUUGCUGAGCAUUCGGCAGGCACUUUUGAGAGUGCCACGAGUCCGCCGGUGGCUGUACCUCCUAUGCUUCACGUGCCUUCUCCAGCCGUUCUACACGCAUUCGUCAGAGCGCUAGGGCUGGCUGGGGAUCAUGACGGCCUAUUGAAAUUGCUUCGAUGGAUGAGCCAGAAUGCCCCCACCCUCAAAGAGGCAUCUGAUGAGCAUAUGAACGGCGAUCGCAUGAUGCGGCGUGCUCUGGUUGCACUGCGCGUGUUCCUCGAAGGAUACGAAGGGAAACGACCUUGGGGCUCAUCUGAUAAUUUGCCGUCGGAGUCAAUGGCCGGGGGUGAAUAUCUCUUCAACGAUGUCUCAGAUACAGACGCGAGUGUGUCCGAUUCGAAGCUGCACGAGGCACAUGAGAUUGUCGCGGCGACUCCGUUGUGGGGUUCCUGGCCAAGCGAUGAUGAAGUCUGGGAUCCGAUCGAUAUUGAGGAAAUGCCGCCCCGACUCCCACGCCUCGCACCCGCUCUCUCGAGCUCCCCUCGCAUCGUCUCGCUCCGCGUCACCAUCUCCCGCUACAGCACCAGUGCCGACGACGCCGUCAUCCAAACCCAACAAGUCCCCGCGCCAGGAUCCGGCAGCGUCCGCGUCCUGCUCCUCAACCGCCCCAAAGCCCGUAACGCCCUCUCGCGGACCCUCCUCGAUGCCCUCUCCAAGCAGAUCCACUCCAUCGCCGCCGAAGGCGGCACAGGCCCAACCCGCGCCCUGAUCAUCGCCAGCAACGCCGACGCCGCCUUCUGCGCCGGCGCGGACCUCAAAGAGCGCGCGAAGAUGACAAAGGAGGAGACAAACGCAUUCCUCACCAAACUCCGCGGCACAUUCCACGACCUCGCCGCGCUCCAGAUCCCCACCAUCUCGGCGAUCUCCUCCACAGCGCUGGGUGGCGGCCUCGAGCUCGCGCUGUGCACGCACCUGCGCGUCUUCGGGUCGUCUGCUAUCGUCGGACUACCCGAGACCCGGCUGGCCAUUAUCCCCGGCGCGGGCGGCACAUAUCGCCUCCCUGCGCUGAUUGGGGUGAACCGCGCGCGGGACAUGAUUCUCACGGGGCGGCGGGUGUCGGGCCCCGAGGCGUACUUCCUGGGUCUCUGUGAUCGGCUUGUGGAGAUUUUGCCCGAGGAGGAGGGGAAGGAGGGGGUUGCGAGGGAGAAGGUGCUGAGGGAGAGUAUCAAGCUUGCGCUGGAUAUUUGUGAGGGGGGCCCGAUUGCGAUCAAGCAGGCGAUUCAGGCAGUUGCGGGUUAUCAGCGCGGGGAGGCGGCGGAGAAUGAGGCGUACAAUGGAGUGAUCGAGACGGAGGAUCGGUAUGAGGCGCUUAGGGCUUUUGCGGAGAAGAGGAAGCCUGCUUUUCGGGGGAGGUAG